ACAAUGGCGGAGGGGGAGGCCGGGAGGAGAAGUCCCCUUUACCGGAGCGCCUCCUUCAAGCGCCUGGAGAGGUGGAUCGGGCCGGGGGGCCAGGAGGGAGGAGGCGGCCCCUGGGGGGAGCAGCAGCGCCCGGGCGCCCAGCCGUGCCAGGGUCAGCCUCCACGCACCAGGGCGCAGCAGCAGCACUGCCCGCCGCCGACGCCGGAGCCCAUCGGGCGGCGGUCGCCCAGCCGCGCCGCUUCCUUCAGCGUCUCCCGCAACGUUGCCAAGCUCUCCUCCGCCUCCUCUGCUGCCGGGCCGGAUCCGGCGCCGCCGCCGCCUGGGGGCCGGGCCCUGCGGAGCCUCUCGCCGUCGGUGCGCCAACUUUCCCAGCGCUUCUGCGCGCCCCGCGGGGGAGCCGACGGCGAGCCGCCCGGCGAAGCAACCCGCGGGAGAGCCACCUGUGCCGACGGCUCCAAGAAGGACCCGCCAGCUCCGUCCACCGAUGAGCCCGCCGCCGCGCCGCCGCCUCCGCCGCGGGGCAAAGGGCUGAGCGAGCCCCCGAAAGCCGGAGAGGCGGCGCUCGACUGGCCCAGCGUCACCGAGAUGCGCAAACUUUUCGGCGAGAGUUUUCGACGGCACCAACAGCAGCAGGCGGCGGCGGGCGCCCAAGGCGAUCCCCAAGAGGAAGGGGCGGGACUGCGCGGCCUCCACGACCACGCGGGCGAAGCCAGGGAGCUGGGAUCGGGGCCUCCGGAGACCACUCCGCACCUGCAAGGCAGCAUGGACGGCGGCGGCCACCUCCUGCCUGACCGGACGGGGCCCGGACGGGGCGAGGAAGGCAGGCCCUCCUUCCACGAGGAGCGCAGGGAGACCCCGCCGCCGCCACCUCCCCGCAGCUGCAUCCCCUUUAGGACCCACCGCCUGCCCGGGGGCGCCCCCAGAGCCGAGGCUGAGAGGCGGCAGCCCCAACUGUGGGAUAGUUUACAUUCCUGGCAUAGUUCUCCUAAGCCGCAAGCUGCCCCCGGCUCGCUGCCUCCUUCCUCUUCGCCCGCCAUGGGCGGCAGCGGCAGGCCAGGAGAGAUCGCCUGCAGCCAGGAGCAGCUGAAGCCCAGGCCAGUGGGGCCCCAGGCAGCAGCUUCCUCUCCCUUCGGUGGGAGCCACAACUGGCACAGAUCUCCGGAGAGGUCUUCGGGGAGCGAAGAGGAGGGGGAGAACCACCACCCCCUGUCAGCCCCCAGGAAGCGCUCCCUCCGGGAGAAGGAGGAGGGCCCGGUGUUCCUGGGGCAGGCCUCGGACAGCGAUGGGCUAGCGGGCAUGGAGUGGUAUCUUAAAGCCCAGGAGGACCUUGCCCAGUGCUUCUGCCUCCCUGCUGGCGAAAGGACUAGGCCAGCUCUGGAAGCUGAUGUGCCUGGCGGUGUUGAGGUGCUGAAGCCUGUUGCCCGAGGCCUCUCCGAAGGCGGUGCCACCCAGCCUGGCGCCCAUGGGCCCCUCUCUUCAGGAUCUCCCCUCCCUCUAGUCUCUCGAGUCGCCAAGGUAAACAUACCCCCUUUUGUGCCCAGCCCUUGUGGCUCCAGAAGCAGCAGCAGAUAUUCGAGCACGGAGACGCUGAAAGAAGAGGAGCACUUUGGCGUCCUCUGGCCCGGCCAAGGCAGGAACUUCCAGGGGGCUCCGGGUGUGUUCCGGUCGCCAAGUUUGAACCAAAGCGACAGCCUCGCCAGGUUGCAGUCUCAGAUCCGGGCUCGCCCAAAGCUUCCCUUGGGCAUCGUCGGAGCGAAACAGGACCCCCCUCUGUACGAGAGCCUGCAUGGUUGUGGCCCAGAAGCAACGGAGAAGUCUAAGCACAGGAAGUCCAUGUCCAGUCCUGACAUUGCCACAGAGACUCUGGCCCUCCUCAGCUUCCUAAAAACAGACCUCUCGGAGCUAAAGGCAAGGAAGAGAGGCAGCAAGGGGAACGAUCUAGAAGAGGCGGCCCUUGCUGGUGGUGGUGGUGGAGGUGGUGGUGUCAGCAGCAGCAGGUGCGAAAGUUAUCCCCAUGGCAUAGCUGGGCAUCAGCUGGGGGGCAGAACCCUUAGCGAGGCUCAGCCGCCCAACCGGUGGGCCCCUGGCAGCCGCCCGACUCUGAAAGACCUCACGGCGACCCUGAGGCGAGCCAAAUCUUUCACCUAUUCAGAUAAACCGGCGCCCCGUAGACUCUUUUUCCAGAACACCAUGAAGCAGAGCUCUUCUGAGCUUCUCCUUACCACCACCAGAGACCAUGAGGGCAUGGUUUCUGAUGACGAGAUUGACCGAGGUGGGGAGGGUGGUGGGUUGCCGGUUGUCAUCCAAGACCAAUACAUUCAGGAAGCCAGGCAGGUCUUUGAGAAGAUAAGUAAGAUUGGCUCCCAACAUGAUUAUAACUUUGGCUUGGAUCAAAAGGAUACCAGAAGGGUGAAGGGUGACGGAGCGGAUGUAGAAGCUUUGAAGGAAGGAGCCCUGGAGGACAGCUGUGGACAGUGCUUGGAGAAAGCCAAUUCUGAAAGAAACCUCUCCUGUGGAAAAUCCUUAGAAGAACUCUCAGGUCCUGAAUCCAGUACGAUGGAUGAAGGCAUCGUAACUGAGCCAGAAACAGGUCCUGCCUACAGCUAUCUCAGCCCAUCCGUUGCAGCAUGGAAGUCGGCAAACCAAAGAGGAAGUGAAGCCGCCCCACCAGAGGUGAAUGAGAUGCUCCUUCCAAACCAUACAACUAAAAUGAGUAAUGAGAAGGCAGCUGUUGCCGAGGUAGCCCUUCCCAAUAACCAGAUGGUACCUCAAGGGUUGUUGGAGGUGCCUUCAACACCCGGUGCUCUUCGACGGCGAAGGAAGUUUCCGUCAGUGGGAACCAGUGGCUCCGAGCCCAGCAACGGAAGCAACGGAGAGUCCGGUGGAGAAACUUACAGAUCCUUGAGCGAUCCCAUACCGCACAGAAAGUCCUCCCUCACAGACGACUCGAAUAACUUUUCUGUUGAUAGCAACCUCCUGGGGUCAUUGAAUUCAAAGUGUGGUAUCCCGGAGUCCUCAGCCGUAGCCCUCUCUGAGUGUACAGGAAGUGCCGCCAGUGACCUGUCCGUCUGCAGCGAUGGCGUCAAGGAUUACAGCACCGUGAUCCAGAACAUAGUCAGCCAGCCUGGCGCCAUGGACAAAGUGAUCGAUGAGAAGGGAAACGGCAAGACAAUCAAGAAGAAGUCCUUCAGUGACCCCAGCCGCCGGGGUGAGCUAGCCAGCACCGGCUUCGAUGGCCCCGGAGAACCCAUCAAUGAGAUGGACCAGAGCAUCCCUCCGUCCAGCAGUGAACCCAUCCUCUCGGAACAGAGAGGUCAGGUGAGGGAGCCGGAAGUGGGGAAGCGGUACUCUCAGUCCGAGCACAUCCUGCUUCCGCCUCCAGAGGACAUGGCUGAUGUGGCUCAGAACUAUGGCUUCAAUCCCAAGCUGGCCGAAGUCCUGUCCCCCAGGAUAGUCCGCCGAAGCUCCAAGAAGCGCAACAACAGGGUAGGCACCCAGGAGAACAGAAAAGAAGAGGCUGCCCCAUCCUCCAUGCUGUCUGCCACUCUCAGUAGAGCAAGGCCGGCCUCCAAACACGUGCGCCACACCAGUGAGCCUGCCACCUUCAUCCCCAUCUCAGACACUAACCUGCCUACUUCAUUGAAUCAGAAUGUCCACGUUGCCACACCAGACGUCUCUCGCCUGCUCACAAAACCUUACCCUGUUCUCCAAGCUCCAACUGUGGAGGAUGUUACCAAGCACUACAUGUUGACCCGCAAUUCGGGGGACCCAUCCUCCACCAGCAGUGUGGAUACGCCCAGAUCUUCACCUGCCACACCAACAGCAUCAGAGCCGAAGCUGCCCAGGUGUCCAAAGCAUCAUGAGGAUCCAAGCAGCAGCAGGAGCAAGCCGCAAGUGGAUAUGAGGAAACAUGUCAUCAUGACCCUCCUGGAUACUGAGCAGUCGUAUGUGGAAUCGCUCCGGACGCUGAUGCAGGGUUACAUGAAGCCCCUGAAACUUCCUGAAAAUUCCAUCCUCUGUGACCCUUCCCUGGUGGACGAGAUCUUCGAUCAGAUCCCCGAGCUGCUGGAACACCACGAGGAGUUCCUGGAGCAGAUCACAGAGUGUGUGCAGAACUGGCACGAGAAGCAGAAAGUUGGCGACAUCCUGGCACAGUCGUUUUCCAAAGACAUCCUAGUGAAUAUUUACUCUGCCUACAUUGAUAACUUUCUCAAUGCCAAAGAUGCUGUGAGGAUCGCCAAGGAAGCCCGACCAGCGUUUAUGAAGUUUCUGGAGCAAAGCAUGAGAGAAAACAAAGAAAAACAAGCGCUUUCAGACCUCAUGAUCAAGCCAGUGCAGCGGAUUCCACGCUAUGAGCUUCUGGUCAAAGACCUUCUGAAACACACACCAGAGGAGCAUCCUGAUCACCCGUUCUUGAUGGAAGCUCAGAGGAACAUCAAGCAAGUGGCUGAGCGGAUCAACAAAGGGAUGAAGAGUGCCGAGGAGGUGGAGAGGAAUGCCCGGAUAGUGCAAGAGAUUGAAUUGCAUAUAGAGGGAAUGGAGGAUCUCCAGGCCCCACUGCGGAGGUUCUUGCGCCAAGAGAUGGUGGUGGAAGUGAAGGCCAUGGGUGGGAAGAAGGACCGCUCCCUUUUCCUCUUCACAGACCUGCUAGUUUGCACCACUCUGAAACGCAAGUCGGGGUCUCUGCGGCGAAGUUCCAUGAGUCUUUACACAGCAGCCAGCGUCAUAGACACAGCCAGCAAGUACAAAUUGCUCUGGAAAUUGCCCCUGGAAGAUGUGGACAUUGUGAAAGGGGCUUCUCAGUCCACCAACCGUGAGAGCAUUCAGAAGGCCAUCUCUCGCCUGGAUGAAGACCUCAGCACCCUUGGCCAAGUGAGCAAGCUUUCAGAGACCCUCAACUUCCCCCAUCAGAGCCUUGAUGAUGUCAUCAAGGACCUCAUGGCCGCCGUCCAUCGCGAACUGGCGGAGAAGCAGUCGCUGUCCUUCAGCAUGGCCUUUCCACCCAACAAAAUGGAGCUCACCACCACCAAAGCCGAUGGCACAGAGUCCUAUAUCUUUGAGUUUCCUAACCCGGAUGCAUGCCACAGCUUUGAGCAAGCCUUUGAGGACACCAAGAAGAAACUAGCUUCCAACAGAAAUUGCUUGGAUCCUGAGUUCCUGAAGGCGAUUCCCAUCAUGAAAACAAGGAGUGGAAUGCAAUUCUCCUGCGCCUCUCCCAGCCGCAGCAAUCCAGAGAACUCCUUCGAGGUCUGGGUGUGUAACAGCGAUGGCUACGUCGGGCAGGUCUGCCUCCUCAGCGUCAGGAAGGAGCCCAUCGUCGAGGCCUGCAUUGCUGUCUGCUCCGCCAGGAUCCUCUGCAUCGCCUCGGUGCCAGGCCUCAAAAGAACAUACAGGGAGCGUCCUGAGUCUCUGGCCAGCCCUUCCUCAGAACCGGUUCACACAACACUGGAAGAGUCUGGACCUCAGCAGUGCUUGCAUAUCUCUAUUUCUGGGUCCUCCCUGGAGCUGUCAGACCCAAUGGACAGUGCCAAUCGAGAACUGGUCCCCUUUGACAGCGAUGACACUGAUGAUGAGUCUUCACCAAGUCCUUCUGGCACCCUCCAGAGUCAAGCCAGCCAUUCCACCAUCUCCUCCAGCUUUGGAAAUGAGGAAAUCCCAAGCUCUAAAGAUGCAGCGGCUGAAACAACCAGCUCAGAAGAAGAGCAGGAUCCUGCUGGCUUCCUUCCCAUUGCCACCACCUUUGCCCAGAACAGAGAGAGCCCCAUGGAUGGGAGGGCAAUGAGGCGAUCGAGUCGAGGGUCAUAUACCAGAGGCAGCCUGGAGGAUCUGCUGAGCGUCGACCCUGAGGCCUAUCAGAGUUCCAUGUGGCUAGGGACGGAGGAUGGCUGCAUCCAUGUCUAUCAAUCCUCGGACAACAUCCGCAACAGGAAGAAUAGCAUGAAGAUGCAACAUUCAGCCUCUGUGACGUGCAUUUUGUAUCUUGAUAACCAGGUGUUUGUAUCGCUGGCCAAUGGAGAGCUUGUUGCCUACCAGAGAGAAGCAGGACGUUUUUGGGACUCUCAGAACUCCAAAUCCCUCUCUCUGGGAUCUCCAGGCAGCCCCGUAACUAAAAUGGUAGCUGUGAGUGGGAAACUCUGGUGUGGAUGCCAGAACCGAGUCAUCGUCCUCAACACAUCCUCACUGCAGCAGGAGCACACGUUUCAUGCCGGGCAGGACAGCAACCGCAGCGUCACCUGCAUGGAGGGGUCCACUGUGGGGGUCUGGGUCACCCUCCAGGGCAGCGCCCAGGUGAGGCUUUACCACCCUGCCAGCUACGAUCAGCUGGCCGAAGUGGAUGUCACCUCUCCAGUCCACAAGAUGUUGGCAGGGUCAGAUGCCAUAAUCCGCCAGCACAAGGCCGCUUGCUUGCGGAUCACCGCCCUCUUGGCGUGCAAGGACCUGCUGUGGAUCGGCACCAGCGCGGGAGUGGUGCUGACGCUCUCCGUGACAGCCAACACCGCCUCCUUGAAGACCCCGCCUUUGCCCGUGGGCCUUUCGCAGGGACACACAGGCCACGUCCGGUUCCUCACGUCCAUCGAACUGCCGGAAGGGUUUGACAUCCUCUUUCCCUUGCCCAGGGAUCCAGGUACAGAAAAGUCCAGUGACUUGGAGAAACGAGACUCCACAAGGCACAGGUCUUCAAAGUCCAAGAUCCUUGUUAUUAGUGGCGGAGAUGGCUACGAGGACUUCAGACUCACCAACAGCAGUGAGACAGUGGGACGGGAUGAUAGCACAAACCAUCUGCUCCUCUGGAGGGUCUGAUGAGGAUCAGAACAGGGACAGCCCCUCCUGGAGAGAGAUUCAGUCCUGUCCUUGCCGUUCACGCACGAACGUGUCCCGCUGGUAGCCGUGUCUUAUCUCCCAUCUUGAAUGUCUCGUGCACAUAAUCGCCUUCUGGAUCUGCUGCACGGAGGGAGCAACACCUUGAGACGGACUGUGUGCAGUCCGCAUCACUCCCACCCCUGGCGUCCCCUCCAGAACGCAAAUCCAUAUUGCACAACCUGGGCUUGCUGCUGUGUUUGAGUAUGAGGGCAGGCGUGCGUGCAUGAAAGAGAGAGAGUGACUGGAGGAGAGCGUGGGUGGGCAAUCCUUGUAGCCCUGGCCCAUCAGAAGGUUCCAAGACAGGGAGAGGACACUAGGAAUUCAGCCCUGCUUAGGAAAGGAUUGUCUGCUAUGUGUGGGUGUAUGUCUUGCUUGGUUAGAAACUCCCAGCUCAAUCAAGGAGUCAUUAGAUGUCGUCUUGUCUCCAUUUUCAUCUGCUGAGGCUUCAAUCCAGAAGCCGAGUUGUAUUGAUGAUGCCUGGACAACCUCCACAGUAAUCCACUCCCACCAUGGGUUGGAACUUAACCACCUCUCCUCCCCUUUGGUCCAUUCUCCCUUUCCUCCACUGGAUAGUCCGCUCAACAUCACACCAUUAUAUUCUAUCCACUUAGUGGGCAUGUGGCAACCCCCUUCACAAGAACCUACUGUCCCACACCAAUGUUAGCACAUCCACUCCCUUGUCGCUAGCAUACAGAUAACUUGGGGGGGGGUUGUGUGUGUGUGUCUUUUUAAAAAUAUAUAUGUAUGUAUAAAUAAUCUUUAUUUAUUGUUGGCUGGGGUGAGGAGGUCUUCCAGAAGGAGAAGCAAGAUGACGCUGUUUCCAAGCAUUUGCCAAAGAGCUAGGGGGUGGAGAAGGGUUGCGACCCCCUGUCACAACCAGAGACACCCCAACAAGAGGGCUCUGUUGCAAUGACUGCAGGGCUGUUCCUGCAUAUGAAUGUUAGAAGAUACUCUUUAUGUCGGCUGCAUCAUCUUGCAAGGCUGAUGACAGUCACUGUCCAAGAUGGUGGCUGGAGCGUGUGUGUCUGAAGUGCUGAGGGGCAAAGAAGAGAGGUUGGGGUGGAGAAAACUUGUACUUAGGGGGAGGGGUGGCAGAGGCAAAAGACAAGAAUCUAGACAGGAUAAUUGUGCAAUAUGGAGCACAAUUUCCCCCAAAUCCUGCUUGUGUUGGGAGGCCCUGCCACGAAGGCCAAGACCUCUGUGCUCAUCCGUUACCAGGGCAACACUACUCCAUGUUGUCAGAAGGAGCCGGGGUUGGCCGGGGUUUGGAUUACCCUCUUCUUCUACUUUGUACAGUAUUUAUGUUUGUUUGUAUUUUUAAACCAGCUACCAUUUAUGGAGGGAGGCAGCGAGUUGGACUAUUUGCAGCACAUAAUCUGUAUAUACAUUUUUUUUUUUUAAAGAAUUCCAAGCUUGGGCUGUUGAAACAAAAAUGAAACAGUUGGAAGAGCUGUUUGAGUGUGUAAUCGUCUGGUGUGAGAGGGACAAAUUGGCCCCAGGAGAGAUCAAAAGGUCUUCACAAGGAGAAGGCAUAACCGUGAAUGAAGUCAGAGCACCAUUAGUAUAAAAAUGUAUAGUUUAUGGAUGGGAGGAAGGUUGCCUUUUGACUGGUGGACCACUGGACAUUUUCUGAAUACUGGUUGCUUCAAACCUCAGGAGGGAAGAGCACUAUUGGACUCAGGUCCUACUUGCGGGCUUCCCAUUGGGGCAUUGUGGUUGGCCACUGUGAGAGCAAGACGCUGGGCUAGGCAUGAUCCAUCAAGGAUGUUCUGAGGAACCAUUUAACAUCCAUCAGCUGUUGGGGUUCCUACAAAGAUUGCUGGUUGAGGGGAACCAUUGUCUAAUUCAGCAAAAGAUUUCUUAAACUACCCAAUCCUAUGCCUGUUUAUUCAGACGUAUACCCUAAUGACUAUCAGUGGUGCCCACUCCCAGGUAAGCAUGCGUGGGAUUGCAGCCGUUGUGCUCUUAGGCAAGAGUUCUUACUCAGGAUCCCUUAACACAGCUUGCGAACUCCUUAAGCCGGCCUUUGUCAGACUUCAUCUGGCGGGACUGAAGGGAGUUGUAGUUCAAAACAACUGGAGGGCAUUAGGUUGGCAAACGCUGCCAUAAAUGUUGGGUGUUCCUGAGUGUAUAGGCACCUCUUGCUUUGUGAAUUUAAAAUUAAUUAGGGGGAACCACAGGGAUUCCACGAACCAAAUAAAUUGGCCAUGUAUGAUGGAAGCCAGCCCUUCUCUGGACUCGCAGAGCCAAGAGUGGGGGUCAAAAGAGUACCUACUAUGAGGUAUCUCACAUCUCCAGUUACUGUAUCCAAAUCCCCCCAAAACAGGAAUGCACUUGGCACCUCAGACCAAGAGGAAGGACCCCAAAUAUGUAUUGGCUGAAGUUUGUUUAGAUUCUAAAGUUAUAAAAUUUCGCCCGGACUUUAAAUUCUGUAAAUUCAUCAGAUAUUAAAUCCUUCCAACCUAUCCUGCCACUUAAUUUUUUUUUUAAAGUUACAUUUAAAGACUGAGUUUCAUAAUCCAUAUUUCAGGCCAGAACUCGAAUUUUGGAGCCAAAAUGUAAAGGUUUGACACUCAGUUUUGAAACGGGAUUUGAUGUGUGUCUUUUUGAACUUACCAGUGCAACCUUUUGGGGAGGGUGCAGUUUGCCUGCAGUGGACUAUGCAAUCAGUGCCGAGAUCCCUUUCAGAAAUAUGUCAUGAACGGCUCAUUUUAUUUGUAUAUCUUGGCAGAAUGUAAUUCCCCUCAUAUGAGGAUUGCUUUGUCAGUUGUACUUGAUGCACAUAUUGUACAAUGUUCUUAUUCAGAAACUGUUUCCAUGAAGUGUAAACAAAAAGCCCGUAUUAACCCUUGUGGUCUACACCCUUAUUCUCAAUACUUUAAUUCUGCGAUCCCCAUUUUCAGACAUAUCUUUGAAACCACGAUCAAAAUUUUGUGGAAUAGGGAUUCUACUUGGAAUCUACAGGUCACCGAGGGGCCUGGCCCUGAACUAGAUACUAACAGUUGUUUGGAUUCCAAAAAUGGAAACUGGAGGAUUUGAAUGCGUUCAUCAUGACUUUUCCAUCUAUAAAAUGCAGCACAGGCAGGUUUAAAUUCCUUCUUUAUGUUUGAUUGUAGCCAAAACAUAUAUGUAGAGUAGUGGCAAGCAGAAAGUCGUGGUUCAAACUCGCCACUUGCAUGAACUCGCUAGUUUGCCGUAGGAAGUAAUCACUGCCUCUUCACCUUGGGAGAUAAACAAACUGGCCUGCCUUACAGGGUUGUUGUAAUGAUUACAACAAAACAGGGUAUAUAUGAAAUGCUUUGAAUGCGCCGUAUACUAGUGUCAAGUAGCUUUGUGUGAAUGCAAUGGAGGAUGUGCAUAAACUGUCCACAGGAAGGGCGGAUUUUGCCUGUUGCAUGGUCUUCAUAGAAUCAUAGAAUAGAGUCAGGAGGGGCCUAUAAGGCCAUCAAGUCCAACCCUCUGCUCAGUGCAGGAAUCCAAAUCAAAGCAUUUCUGACAGAUGGUCUUCAAGUGAUGUUGGAGAAUGUGUACAACUGAACAAUGUUGGUCACACAGUAUGUGAACAUUGGCAGGUCAGUGUUAUCUUCCACUUGAAGACUAUGCAGAUUGCCUAGGUGGUGGGCAAAAUGCAUGCGGAGGCCUUGCAUGUUCCCCAGGCAGUGCAGGAAACAUCUCUGAUCCAUUCACACUCUCCAUCUUCUAUUGCUGAUUACCCAUAUUGGCUGUGCGAAAUCUCCCACUGACACUAUGUUUUCACGUGAAUGUGCACAAUCACCUGUGUCUGUGCACAUUUACAAGUCGACUCACAUUCACCUCAGCAGGUGCACCAGUAUGUGGGUUUUAGGUGAUUCCUCCUAAUCUCCGGUAUUGAGCCUGACUUUAAAUUGCAAUAUGACAUCAGCUUCUUCAGUUCAAUCAGCAGCUACUUUUGCAGGACUGAGAAUCCCCGAUCGUGGGAGGCAGCACAAGGAGAGCCAAUGUGGUGCCCUCCAGAUGUUGUUGGACUACAGGUUUUUCAAUCUUCCAAUUGUCUGCCCCAAAGGACCACCUUUAUUUUCAUGCCCUUCUGCCCCUCCUCUGCCACCAGAAAAAGGGCCCUUGUGUAUUAGAGCUUGAUUUCUACAGAGGUGCCAGGGCAGAUUUCUUCAGCCUUCCUGGGAAGCGUCAUCCUCCCAUGCUCUUUAAUCCUGGGCACGAGAGAUUAUGCUAUGGUUGCUCAAUGGUAAGCACUUUGUCCAUGUUCAGAGACAUUUGUCUCCAAUUAUUCACAUAGUCCAAGACUUGGCUGUGGUGUAUAGAUUCCUGGGCUGAAGCGCAACACAAAAUGAAGCCCUGAGUGGGUCCCACGAUGUGAACAUUUGAAUACGUGAAAUGUGGUUCCAGCAUCAUCACCAAACAUAGCAACUGAUGUAAUGAUGGAAGCACUUCUGAAAAAAUCCACCCCAUGGUCUGUACGCUUGUUGCAUGAAUAACACCUAAGCAAAUUACUUCGGAGCAGACGAGGGUGAUGGCUAGCAAGUUUCUCUUGUGGUGACCACAUCCCUUCCCCCCCCCAGCUGCCACACCCCAUCCCAAAGUUUGACUGUCUCUUUCCUGUGGCUUUAUUGACCUCCUUAACCGCUGAAGACUUAUUGUAAAUACUGGUAUAUAUCGCCUCCUCUGUACAUAACACACUUGAGUCUUGGGAUUGUCCAUAUGAAUUUAAUGGCAUAUUUUUAUAGACUUGUUUUAAGUUUUCAUGGGCACGAGCGAAGGUGCCAAACACAAUUUUAAGUUAUGAUAACUACUAAGUGUUACAUUAAAGUUGAGAAACAAAACAGGGAAGAACAAACAAAAAAUUCCUUGUCAAACUAUUACCAGCUCCAGUGAAAUGUUACGAUUAUUAAUCCUGGGGUUUUAUUUUAUUUUCCUUUUCAUCACUGUGGGUUCUUUGUCAUUAAAGGUCACUGGUGUCAGAACCCAGCCUUGGCGUGU
Molecule: messenger RNA, 11835 nt
Organism: Rhineura floridana
Lineage: Eukaryota; Metazoa; Chordata; Lepidosauria; Squamata; Rhineuridae
Gene: ARHGEF17
Product: Rho guanine nucleotide exchange factor 17
Exons: 21
Coding region: 4-6801 (2265 amino acids)
Biological process (GO): actin cytoskeleton organization
Molecular function (GO): protein binding; guanyl-nucleotide exchange factor activity
Source: RefSeq, a predicted model, not a curated record